Molecule: messenger RNA, 2339 nt
Organism: Leucoraja erinaceus (little skate)
Lineage: Eukaryota; Metazoa; Chordata; Chondrichthyes; Rajiformes; Rajidae
Exons: 3
Coding region: 580-1923 (447 amino acids)
Source: RefSeq, a predicted model, not a curated record
CCGAGAUCUUCGGUUUCCUCCCACACUCCAAAGACAUACAUGUAUGUAGGUUAAUUGGCUUGGUAAAUGUAAAAAAAUGUCCCUAGUGGGUGUAGGACAGUGUUAAUGUGCGGGGAUCGCUGGUCAUCGCAGACUCGAUGGGCCGAAGGGCAUGUUUCUGCGCUGAAUCUCAAAAUAAACUUCUUUAUCGAGCUCCUUCCGAUUCUUGGCAUCAAAUGCCAGCUCCCUCCAUGUGGACGGGCUGAGAACCUAUUCCCAGCCCUCUCUCAACUUGUCUCAUGGAGCACAUAUUAGCAAAAUGCCUGUACUGCAGUUCCUGGCCUGUGACCAACUUCUUCUCAUGAGAGUGCAGCUGACAUUGGGAGUUUACUCAGUUCAUAAUGCGUACACUACACCAUAAUUAUUUCCAUUUGUUUUCAGACGCUUCGCAUUGCUUAGAUGAUCUGCACCCCUAAUCAAAUCAUCAGGUUGAAUGACCUGCUGGUGAUUCCCCAGCAGGUUUAGUACACACAGUUAUUGUCUUCUUACAUUGCGUUAAAACCUAUGCUGCAUGACGUCCCUCCCUCUAGAUUUCCCUAAAUGCUCCUGCCAACCAUGUGUCAUCCGCCCACUGUGCUUCAUUCCAAAGUUCCUCUUUUCACACAGAACCAAAAUUAUAAAUCUUCCUGGAAGUGCUGCGGUCUCCACAGAUGCAGUCAUAGAUUUCUGUCUCAGUUAAUGCCGAGAGUCCCCGAGAAACAGACCAAAAUGUUCACCACUAUGUUCUAUGUAUUCUGGGCAAUAUACAUUUGGUUAGAUUUACUGCCGGUGCCUGUGACUGGACAACCAAAUGGUACUAAUGGAGUAGACGAUGAUUCCAAUCCUCUUCAGCCAUAUUUAAUAGUGGCCAUUGCCUUGCUGGUGAUAGUUCUGUUGGUGUGUUUUGCAGCAGUCAUUGGAGUAGCUCUCAUCUAUUUUAAACUGAGUCAGAUCCAGAAAAUGCUGUCUGAAAAGGACGAUGAGACUUACGCACAAAUUGGCACACAUCUAACUCCUUUGGCGCAGAAACUAAGGAAGGACCAGGACUCGGUUAGCACCAGUGGAAACGUGAGGGGAAAUAACGGCAUUGUGGAAACUGGCAGUGAACAUGGCAUGGAAAGGAUGACAACCAAGUGUCCUUACCACAAUCUUCCUGAUGGAAUGGUCCGAGCCCUCUCACUGGAGUUUCCCAAUGAAGCAACACUUGACAUGGAUUCGGCGAGACAAGCCAACGGGGUCAGAGGGAAUAGCCAGUUGACAUUGAAUAUUUCCAAAUGUUCUUCGCCACUUUCCCACAACAAUGCUUCCAGGAAUGGUUCUCAGAGAGAGCUGAGCAAUUCCCAGAGGAACAUCCUUCCACAGACCAAAGAAUCGCCAACAUGUAUCCAUGCUCCAAACAAAAACUCCAUAGUUACCCAAACUGACCAGAAAGCUACAAAACGGCCCACGCCCCGGCCAGCAGCAAGCAUCCCAGAGCCGCCAUCUCCCGACUCCAGUAGCUACGCCAUUUAUGAUGUGCCACGGCCCUGCCUGUGCUCUUCAAUAUGCCAUGGUGUCUCCUGGCCUACUCCAGCUUCAGACUUCCAGCACAACCCUUUGAAGCGCUCUUUAAGUGAAAUUGGCCCGGCUGCCUUUGAAAUACCCCUAGAAAUGGUCCAGGAGAACAAGUACGCAGUGCCGAGACCUGUGACUUAUCCGAGCCAUAAAAACUACGAAACGGAAUUUAAAGAUCUGGAGAAAUCAUCGUCCAAGGACUCAGGUGUGCUUUCCUAUGUGGAUUCCCAAUUGCUGGAUUUGAUUCCCGAGGGGAACAAGUCUCAUAUUGACUCAAAAAAUAAUCUAGAGACCAAACAAAGACAGGUGGCUGACAAGGAAUCCAUUGAAGAUAAAAGUGUAUUUAUUUAACUUAAUUGUUAGCUAAGAAUCUUGAACGUACAGAAAAUAAGCCAUCUACGUGUCAAUUUCAAAGGGAAGGUUUACCCUGUACACUUUCAUACAGCAUUAAUGAAAGCAGCAUGUGUGAUUAAUUACCAGGCCAAAAUACAAUGAUUUCAUUUGCACAUUUAAUUUAUUGCUAUCCAUAAGUUUAACAUUCUAAUGUGAAUGUUAGUGAAGGUGAACCAGUUGACCAAUUUUUAUUCUGUAAGGGUGAUCAAAGUCAAUUGCAAAUAGAAAUCUCUGCAACUAGUAAUAAUUGCUUCUGUAAAAACAGGAAAAAUACAGUGCAUAUUGCAUAACAGUGCGGCGACGUAACUCACAUUGCAGCGGCCCCCUACAGCCUAUCUGUCUUUUUUUUAAAUAUUUUGUCUAGUUAAAUUUAG